Molecule: messenger RNA, 1269 nt
Organism: Zymoseptoria tritici IPO323
Lineage: Eukaryota; Fungi; Ascomycota; Dothideomycetes; Mycosphaerellales; Mycosphaerellaceae
Exons: 2
Coding region: 1-1269 (422 amino acids)
Molecular function (GO): peroxidase activity
Source: RefSeq, a predicted model, not a curated record
AUGAAGUUCUCUUCCACUGCCGCCCUCUUGGGCGCUGCUGCUCCUUUCGCUGCCGCUUUCCCUACUGCCAUGUACGAGGCUGUCCAGAACGACCCUGAGCUGGCUGCUCGCGCUGCCGAGAUCAUGGAGCGACAAGCUGGUGCCGAUUCUGCGACCGCUCUUUUCGAGGCCAUUCCAACAUUCAGCGAGUCGCAGCGCAUCGAUCUCAGCAACUAUCCAUUUCAAGCCCCCGGUCCCAACGAUCUCCGUGGACCUUGCCCGGGUCUCAACGCAUUCGCCAACCACGGCCUCUUACCCCGAAAUGGCUACGCAACCAUCCAGCAGUACAUCGAUGUGACCCAGAAGAUCGUUGGUAUGGGUCCAAACCUUGCCACGUUCCUUUCCGUAUACGCCGGCGCCAUCGACGGCAAUGUCGUGGGAUGGAGCAUGGGUGGCACACCACCCCCAGGUGUUGGUGGACUCUUUGCCAGCAACGGCAACGGGCUCAGUGGAUCGCACAACAAGUACGAGGGCGACGCCUCGCCAACCCGAGGCGAUCUGUACGAUCCAGCAUCUGGCGCAGACGACUACUCGACCUUCGCAAACCAGUUCCAGGAUCUGAUCAACUACUGCCCCGGUGGAACCGUCGAUAUCGACUGCUUGACCGCAUUCCGCAGCCACCGAUUCGAUGUUCAAGUACAGAACAACCCAUACUUCUUCAACGGCCCCUUCUCCGGAGUGCUCGUGCAACCUGCUGCGUACACGUUCAUUUACCGCUUCAUGGCCAAUCACUCCGCCGAGAACCCAAUCGGCGAGCUGAACUACGACGUCCUCAAGUCAUGGUUCGGUAUCGAGGGCGAGAACGGCAGCUACGUCGCCAAGCAGGGACAAGAACGUAUCCCGGAGAACUGGUACCGCCGCUCUCUCACAGCCCCUUACGAGACCCACUACUUCCUCGGCGAUGUCGUUGCCGCCGCGGCCCUCCACCCCAAGUUCCUCAGCAUUGGUGGCAACACCGGUACAACGAACUCUUUCAGCGGCGUUGACGUUACGAACCUCACGGGCGGUGUCUUCAACUCUGCCAGCUUGCUCAGCGGCAACAACCUCGGCUGCUUCGCAUUCCAGGCAUCUAAGCAGGCCACCGUUGACCUUGCCGCCGGUCUGCUGCAGCCUGUCACUGAUGCUCUCGCCGGUGCCCUCUCAGGCGUUCUGGCACCACUGAGCUGCCCCCAGCUCAAGUCGAUCGACGAGCGCCAGCUGAAGAAGUUCCCUGGUUUCCAGAAAUCGUGA